AUGACGGAUCUGCUGCAGGUGCUGCCUGACUUCGACGCGAAACCCUACACCCAUUUGCUGCCUUCGCUCGACAAGGCCCUGAUCACCUCUAAUGACCUGCUCACCCUUGACGCGGCCGACGUUGCCAAACGCGCCCAGCUGCCGGCCGCAGAGGUGAGGAAACUCGCAGAUGCCGUGAUAGCUGCUCUACACCACCAGCUGGGUUUCGGCGGAGAGGAAGCAGUCGGCAAUUCUUUCCUUUCCGCAUCGGGUAACCCGGACACGACCGAACAGGGCUGGACUUGUAUAAGCACCUUGGAUCAAGAGCUCGACGCUGCCUUGGGCGGAGGCAUACCGCGCGGGUACCUGGUAGAGGUUACCGGUGAGAGUGGUGCCGGUAAAACGCAACUACUCCUUACCUUGCUGCUAGCCUCACAAUUACCGCCUCCCCAAGGUCUUGCCAAAUCGGCAGUCUACAUAUCUACCGAGGCAAUACUAUCCACCACCCGUCUCGCCCAGCUGCUAUCCUCCCACCCGGCCCUCGCUCCAUUGCCCGCCGACCAGAAGCCCUCACUAUCGCGCGUGCUGAGCAUACAGACCCCAGAUCUCGAAUCACAGGAGCACAUACUGCGCUACCAGCUACCCGUAGCCAUCGAGAAGCAUGACAUCGGCCUUGUCAUCCUGGAUUCUGUGGCCGCCAACUACCGCGCUGAGUUCGAGAAGCAGGGUGCAGGGAAUGGAGCUGCGGCUAUGGCUAGACGAGGCACACAGCUUGUACAGCUAGGUGAACUACUAAGAGAACUCGCGCGCACAAAAGGCAUAACUAUCGUCGUAGCCAACCAGGUUGCCGACCGAUUCACAAAGGCGCCGUCUGCUGUAUCCUCUAAUACUGCUUCACGAACAGCAUCCACCAACAGCCAAGGCACUGUCCGUGCAACAUCAAAUAACAGCCAAGGAGACAAUUCAGACAACACGACUCACGCAAUCGAGCCAGCCUCUCAAACCGCUGAAACCCUCGUCCUCUCCCCCGACCCCCUCGCUCUCGACCACCAACAACGCUGGUUCACCGGCUGGGGCGACUCGCAAUACGAACAAGCUCACGUGCAAAAAACACCUUCCCUCGGCCUCGUUUGGACAAACCAACUCGCCUGUCGCAUCGUCCUUAAAAAGACGCCCGUCUUCGCCAGCAGAGGACCUCUGAUCCAUACCGUCAACGGCCAGGAUCAGUGGAACGACGCAGAGGAAAACCAUAUAUCCAAGUGGCGACGCUGGUUCAAGGUUGUGUUUGCGCCUUGGGCUCCGCCGUCGGAAGGGAGAGGCGUCGAGUUUGAGAUUCUAAAGAGUGGAAUCAGACAUGUCGAUAAAAAAGAAAAGACAUAA
Molecule: messenger RNA, 1359 nt
Organism: Alternaria burnsii
Lineage: Eukaryota; Fungi; Ascomycota; Dothideomycetes; Pleosporales; Pleosporaceae
Product: dna repair protein rad57
Exons: 2
Coding region: 1-1359 (452 amino acids)
Biological process (GO): DNA recombinase assembly; mitotic recombination; DNA strand invasion
Molecular function (GO): DNA strand exchange activity; double-stranded DNA binding; ATP binding
Source: RefSeq, a predicted model, not a curated record